AUGUUCUUGAUGUCAAACUACUCGUGCACUACAAUGGAGUUAGAGAGAUCAAAUAAUCUUGAUUCAGAAGAAGUUGAGUCUAUUCCUGAAGAUUUUAGAUGCCCCAUUUCCAUGGAGCUCAUGAAAGAGCCAGUCAUCAUCUCCACUGGGGUCACAUACGAGCGAAAGAAUAUCGAAAAAUGGUUCUUUGGCUACAAGAAAAAGACUUGUCCUGCCACAAUGCAAACUAUAGAAAGUUUUGGCGUUACCCCUAAUCAUACCCUCAAGAGACUCAUUCUUGUGUGGCAAAAUAGUCAUUUACCAUCGUCUUCGAGUUCAAGUUCAUCGCCAUCUCCAUCUCCAUCUUCAUCUUCAUCACCUUUGCCAUCCUUCAAGCGUGAUGAAAUCGUGUCGUUGCUCAAGAUCCUUGCCUCGAGUCCAUUCAAGGUAAACGCUUUAAAGAAACUUCAAGAAAUUAUUGAAAUAGGAGAUGAGAUGAAGCUUGAUUUUAUAGUAUUAGGAGGGUUGGAUGUGCUUUUUCAAAUAAUUGUUCAAAUUUUAGUAGAUUGUUCGGAUUUCAUGGUGUUUAGAGCUUGUGAGGAGGCCUUGGGAGUCCUUCAACAUCUCCAUAUAUCGGAUGAAAAUGAUGGUAGAAGUAGAGUGAUUAUUGAAUUCUUUUCAAAGCCGGAAUGCAUGAAAUCAAUGGCAAUCAUUCUCCAAAGGGGAAGUAAGGAGGCAAGGGUUUCCACUAUAUCCAUACUCAAAAAGCUAGCUAAUUCCAAUUUCAAUUGGAAUGUGAUUGUAAAUGAUCAUCAAGGGAUCGGUAUGUUCAAAUCCAUGUUGGAGCUUGCCUCAGAUGAGAUCUCAUCCAAGGCAAGCUCGUCUGCUUUGCAAGUCCUGAUAAAGAUCUUAGAUUCAUCUAAGAAAAGCCGGUCAAAGGCCAUAGAGGCGGGUGCAAUGUGUACCUUAAUUGAGCUACUACCUGAUUCCAACCGGUCCAAGUGUGAGAAGAUAUUGCAAGUAAUUAAAUUGUUAUGUGAAUGCGCGGAUGGAAGGGUAGCGUUCAUUGAACACCGGCUAGGGAUUGGUGCAGUAUCCAAAAAACUGUUCAAUGUGUCUGAAAUGGCUUCAAAGAUUUGCGUGAAGAUCUUGGCGUUGAUAACUAGUUUUCAUCCAACGGAGAAGGUGUUGGAAGAGAUGAUGAUAUACGGGGUGGUCAAGAAGCUCGUGGUGUUGUUGCAUAUGAGCGGACCUUCGUCAACAAAGAACAAGGUGUUGGAUAUGUUCAAAAAGCAUGGGAAUUCCUGGAGUCGAUAUCCUUGUUUUCCUGGUGAAUUGAAGGACUACCUCGGAUUACAUCGUACCCCUACUAUAGCUAUUUAA
Erigeron canadensis is the source of this 1362-nucleotide messenger RNA. Its product is annotated as E3 ubiquitin-protein ligase PUB23-like. The transcript has a single exon. Lineage: Eukaryota; Viridiplantae; Streptophyta; Magnoliopsida; Asterales; Asteraceae. Bases 1 to 1362 code for a protein of 453 amino acids. Gene Ontology annotation, biological process: protein ubiquitination. The record is from RefSeq and is a predicted model, not a curated record. Gene Ontology annotation, molecular function: ubiquitin protein ligase activity.